Messenger RNA from Delphinapterus leucas (beluga whale), 3767 nucleotides. NCBI's taxonomy places the organism in Eukaryota, Metazoa, Chordata, Mammalia, Artiodactyla, Monodontidae. The record is from RefSeq and is a predicted model, not a curated record.
UCUAAGAACUACCCCCUUGGUAAGAAUCAGAGUCUUGGUUACAUUAUUAAGCUAAUAGUUGCUCAGUUACAUUGUUAGCUUAAUAAUGUUACUGAUCCACAUACAUAAAGGGACAAGAGAAAGGAAUGGAAGCGGGAAGGGAAUUAACAUUAAUGGCCACAUAUCCUAUGCUAUGCUCUCUGCAAAUGAGAACUUACUGAUAGAGUGCAUCACAGUUUGUAAACUGAUUUUAUAUACAUUAGGUCUCAAGUGCCAUUUGUGUUAUAGGACAGGUGUAAAUAUGUUUUUGUUUAUUUUGUUUGUUUCUGCAAUUGUAUAAAGAGUACAAGUGAUGCUGUUUUAUGUCCUAUUUGGAGCCUGAGAUUUCUGGUUCCAUAACCAGAAGCUGCUGCUUAGCCUUUCUAAUGGAAUGGAGAGCUAGUUUAUUCUUAGACUGUCCAGCUCUGAACUUGCUCUGAAUCUCAAGCUUUUCUAUCCACAAAACAGGGGCUUUCAACUAUUUUUCUAUAUAUUAGAUUUAUUGACACUAACUUGGUGACUUCCAAAAUGUGCUUUCAUGCCCACGUAGCUUGAAUACAGGUCUCUAUCACUGAUCUAGAGCACAUCAUAAAUAAUAAUACUUUGCUACUUAUAUAAAGACAAUAUCGCUGAUUUUUCAACACAAUUUGUUUUUGUCUGUGACACACAGCUUGUGGGAUCUUAGCUCCACAACCAGGAAUUGAACCCGGGACACAGCAGGGAAAGUGCCGGGUCCUAACCACUAGACCACCAGGGAACUCCCCGAAACAAUUUUUUUACUAGUUGUAUUACUCCCUUCUACCCCAGAAGUGGGCAGAAAAGUCAUUUUUAAUCUCCUUUUAGAGGUGAGGAGAAACAAGAUCAGAGAUGUUAAGUGCUAUGACCUUAGUGCCCCGAUCUCUUCUCUCCAGUUUGGGCUCUCUGCAAGCCCAUGCUCCUCCUUUCUCAUGACCCUUCCCUCCUCCUUUGACCCUUAGGAAAAAUACUUUUAAUCCUUUUGGAAGAGAAGCCUAGCUACACAAUGGUACACAUUACCUUCACACAGUCAGAAGCUUUGGAUGGUUCCCCAAGUAAAGCUGGAAAUAUUAGAAGUAAAAUGAAAUGAAAGCAAAGUAGCCAUCUGACAGAAGUUGCUUUUUCCCUUCUGCAUUUUGGACCUCAAGUAUUAUUCCAUUGAUUUGUUGAACAUUCCACAUUGGCAUACAAUUGGGCAAAUCUCUUAACUUAUACCCCAGAUCCCUGCCCAAAUUUUAGCAAAGAGCUUGGGUGGACAUAGUGUUUUUUUUGUGUGUAUAGAGCCUUCUGUUAUGAGGGCUGGGAUAUAUGGAAGCAGGGACUGAGCAAAGGACUUGGUGGGUGGGUGGAGAAGAAAAUGUCCAGAUGACGAUCUGUUAACAGCGGUUGUUGUCGUGGUCAUCUGUGAUAGUAGCAAGGACACAAGCACACUAAAGAGGUGGAUAGAGGAAGGCUCACACUCCUCUGCCUCUGAGGAGGGACAGGAUGGGGUAUAUGAAUGUGAGGAGUCCCAGUAGAUCUGCAGAGAGUCCAGCUGAGUAGGGGAAUAUUUGUCUUCCAGCCUUGGCUUUUCUUCAGUACUGGCCCCUGUGAACCAGUGGAGUAAUCCUGAAUAUAGUUAGUAUAUUUCACGCUACAGAAUUUUCUGAGUAGAUAGCCACUUUUUCAAGAGAUAUCUUUUCGCAUUUUGCUGUUGCCAGUUAUAGGUUUAAGUGUGUGUUUCUUUUUCUCCUGUCACUCAAACGUUGACUGAUUCCUAAUUUAUUUGGCUGUGGACUGACUAAAAGCUGUCCCAUCAGUCUUCAAUGAUCAAAAACAGUUAUUUUUGACAGAUGAAGAAACAUCUAUAGGGAAUGCAGAAGCAUCGUUGAUGAAGGUGUUACAAGCCUGGAAGAAGAACAGCAGCGAGCUGACUAUUGAGUCAGAGAGGGCAUCCUCAGAUAAAGUGCUGUCAGCUUGUCAGGCUUCAUGAAUGAGCAGCUGGACUUUAAUAAUAAAAGUGAUAUUAUCAGUGCAUGAAUUACAUACUGCCUUUUAUCUCAGAGGGAAAUCUAGGAGAUAUGGAAUCAAUAUUAUUACCUUUCAUUCAAUACACAAGAUGGAGAUAUGCCACUGGGCAUUUUGAAAAUCAAUACAAGGAGCCCUUCUGUUAAAGCUGUACCCAACAAUUCAACUAAUAAAAAUAAAUUGAAGAAACUUCACAUUCUGGAAAAUUUGGUAGAUGCAGAAACCGAAGAAAAAUUUGAUGAGGUUAAAAAGGAAGAUAAACCUGCCACGCAUAUGCGUUCCAACCAUUUAAGUGCCAUGUUUAAACUCUACAUCUUUGAAAAGAAAUUGGAAGCUGCCCAACCAGAGAAAGACAGCCUAGCAAAGACUGAGAUUACAGAGAAACACCUGCUGAGAGUGAACAGGGGCCUCAGGGGCCCAAGGGGCAUACAGAAAAUGCACCUCAAAGCAGUGGGAGAUGAGAGCGUCAGGAGGAAACAGAAUGCCCAGCAAUCUGUGGCGAACACUGCCGAAGAAAGAAGGCUCAGGAGGCCAUCCCCAAGAAAGCUGAAACAGCUUCUCAUGGUGCAGAGGCCCAGAAAGCUGGUAGGAAAGUCGUCCAAUGCAGAGUCUUCAUUCACAAAGGAACACAAGGCAGCAGGCUCCUCUUCCCUGAAACAGUCCUUCAAGGGCAGGCCUUCUGCCUCCAUCCCUCCAAAAUCCCCAUCUGAGGUUAAAAGCAAAUCAAAAGACUUAUCCCACACUAUUUUUGUUUUAGAAGCUGUAAAGGCUAGAGUUAGAAAUAUUAAGGCUCCUGAACUAAUCUCACAUUCUGGGAAAAAAUACAUCUUCCAUAAAACUCAGUCUCAUCGGGUCCACAGAAAACCAAUCAAAAGGAGUAGAAAGUGCAGAAAGAAAAGUUCACUCAAUAGAAUGAUGCUUGCAAGCUCUCCGUUCUCUGUAGUGAGGAGCCUCUCAAAUUCCCCUCCACGAAAGGCUGUUUCACCUUCAAGUGAGGUGACUUCUCAGGAAAAUCCUUUUCCAGCAUUAUUUUCUUUUACAGACACUUCUGCAGAAAACACUACUUCAGAAAACAAUACUGCACAAAAUGUUUCUGAAGAAAUUUUUUCUACAGGAAACUCUACUCUGCCAGGAGGAACCGGCCCUGGAAACACUACUCUUAGGAACGUCUCCACUGCACAUUCUACUGUUGCUGCAGAUAACAGUAUGCCAACUGUUCAACACACCAACAAAACACAAUGGGAGUACCACAACACGGGCACUGAAUUAUCCCCAAGCCCACGCUUCACUUUCCCAGGGCUCACAUCCCCAGGUGAUCAAGUUGAAACUCAGCUAAACCAGCAGCUCUGGUCCCUCGUCCCCAACAAUGACAUGCGAAAGCUCAUUUCUCAUGUUAUCCAGACUUUGAAAAUGGACUGCUCAGAGACCCACGCACUGGCCUGUGCCAACCUCAUCUCUAAAACAGGCCUCCUGAUGAAGCUUCUCAGAAAGCAGCAAGAAGUAAGUGUUUCCAAAGCGGAAUGGCAUACGGACCAGUGGAAAACUGACAACUAUAUCAGUGAGAGCACAGAAGCCCAGAGUGAGCAGAAAGAGCAGGAGUCAAGUGAGCUCACAGAAGAAGUUCCAGGAUAUGGCUAUAACAACAAAGUCAUCUUGGCAAUAUCUGUAAUUGUAGUAGUGACGAUUUUGGUUACAAUUCUGUCUCACUGAGGAAGGCUUUUUUGGGA